AUGAAAGAUGAUGAGAAUAAUAGCGACAUAAAUAAUUCGAGCAUUGGAUCAAAUUAUAAUGAUGACUAUAGUGAUUUGGAAGAUUUGCCCGAAUAUGAAAGGGAACUAAUAUUGGCAAAAAGGCAUGAAGAAUAUAUGAAAAAAAAGCAUAGAAAAAUAUUAUUAAAAAAAAUAAAUGUUGAUAAUAAAAUAGAAAAAAAUGAAAGUGAUAAUAAAAAAACAACACAAAAAAAAAGUAAAAAAAAAUCUACAGAAGAAUGUACGAAAUAUAAUAUAAAUAACACACCUAUUGAAAGUAAUAAAACAAAAAGUGCUGUUAUCGUUAAAAGAAUUAAAAAUGAUAAAGAAGAAACUGAUUAUUCUGACAAUUAUGAAAAUUCUGAAAUAAAAAGAAAAACAAAAAAAAAACAAACUAGUUCUCUAGUGUCUAAUAAAGAUCAAGGAAAAAAAAAAUUAAGAAAUCUUGAAAAAGAAGAAAAAAAAAAAGAUCCAAAAAAUAAACAUAAAAAUUAUACUAGCUCUUCUUAUGAAAGCUCAUCAAUUUAUUCAGAUAAAAGUUAUCGUAAAAAAAAAAGUAGAAAAGAUAAUAAUAUCCCUAUUAUUUCUGAAAACAGUAAAAAAAGACUGAUUCGAAAUAAAAAUUAUAAUAGCAGUUCACAAGAUGAAAAUCAAAAUGAUAAAUAUAUAGGAGAUGAAAAAGUUAAAUCAAAAUUAGGAAAAAAUUAUACAAUUAGUGAAAAUAAAAUAAAAAAUGAUGACAAAUAUGAUGAUGAUAAUAAAAUAAUAAAUGAUAAAGAAGAAGAGUUAUUAAAUAAAAAAAAAAAAAAAGGAUGGGACACAUCCGAGGAAAUUACUACAUUGCUUAAUAAAAAAAGAGACGAUCGAUCUCAUGAAUAUAUUUCAUCAGGAAAAAGUAUACAAAUAAAAAAUAAUACUAAAUAUUCAAAUGAUCAAGAUAAAACCAUUUUUAAUGAUUUAAAAAAAAAAAAAAAAAAUGAAAAUUUUGAAAAAAGUCAAAGUCCUGUAAAAGACACUGAAACACCUGAACGGUUAAUACAAUUAUAUAAAGAAGAAAAAAAAAUAAAGCUAGAUAUUUAUAAAUAUAUGACAUAUGAAAUUAUAAACUAUUUUCAAUUAAAAAAAACAUUCCUUUUAGAUAUGAGUGAACAUAUAAAUUUUCCUUAUUAUGUUAUUGGACAUGUUGUAAAAAUAGAUGAUUUACCUAAACUAAUAAAGACAUCAGAUUAUGCAAAAAAUAAAAAUUAUAGUAAUAAUAAUAUAACUGGAAUAGAAAAAAAUAAAAAUAUUUUUUUUUUAAAAAAUGUAAUUAAAUGUGAUAGUUAUUUUUGUAUAGAUAGAUAUACUAAUAUUAAAUUUGAGAUAUCUCAUUUAGACAAUCUAAAAAAUAUCAAUUUUUUUAAAAAAAUUAAAAAAUUAAUGAAUAAAAAUAAAAAAAUAGGAAUUAAUGAAUUAGACAAUAUCGAAAAUAAUAAUAUUGAUACUACGUAUAUAUGUGAUAUUAAUAAUAUAUCUGAUGAAAAACUUACAACUGAUGAAUAUAAUCAUUUAAAAUUAUAUUCCAUUAAUACUGAAAUAUUAAAAAAAUUUAAUAUUUUUUUAAAGGAAAAAAUAGAAGAUUUAAAAAAUUUCCAUUACACUGAAAAACAAAUUCAAGAUUUGGUCGAAAUGAAAAAAAAAAAAAGUUUUUAUGAAAUUUUUCAAAAUAAUAAAACUAUAGAUGCUUUGCCUAUAUCUAGAAUUGUUGUACAAAGAGAGAUAUGUUCUAUUUUGAGAGAAAUAGAUACACUAAAUUAUUCGAAAAAAAAAAUAAAUGAUGUAUAUAUGAUAUCCAAGAUAAAUAAACAAAUUGAUGAGUUAACCAAAAAGAAGGACAUAUUGCGAGAGCAAUUGGAAAAAACACGAAGUACUCUUACUUCAAUGAAAACCCAAGACAGCAUUUCUUAUGAAACGGGAAAAACAAUUUCCCCAAAAAAAUUUCCAAAAUCUUAUUAUAAUUCAGGACUAACUGAUGAUAAUUUCAAAAACAUUAUAGGAGAUGAAAAAAAAAACAUAGCAGACAUGGCAAAUCACAUAAAUGACGAAAAAAAAAAUUUCAAUAGUUAUAUAACAAAUAAAAUUUUUGAUUUACCUAUGGAUUCACAUAAUAAAAUUAUGCAUCAUUUUUUACAUGGAAGUUUACAAAGUAGCGAGGAAUUAUUCAAUGAUAACUUAAAAAUUCAUGAUGAUGAAUAUGACCUUUUUGGGGUUAACAUUGAUAAGUACGUAACUAGCUUUGAGAUUUUGAAAAAAAACAUGAACAAGCAAGAAGAAAAUUGCAAAACAAAUUAA
Plasmodium yoelii is the source of this 2349-nucleotide messenger RNA. Its product is annotated as conserved Plasmodium protein, unknown function. The record is from RefSeq and is a predicted model, not a curated record. Lineage: Eukaryota; Apicomplexa; Aconoidasida; Haemosporida; Plasmodiidae. The coding region runs from base 1 to 2349 and encodes 782 amino acids. The transcript is spliced from 5 exons.